Messenger RNA from Microbotryum saponariae, 210 nucleotides. The record is from the annotation of a GenBank genome assembly. Lineage: Eukaryota; Fungi; Basidiomycota; Microbotryomycetes; Microbotryales; Microbotryaceae.
AUGCGGGACCGCGACACGCCGGCGGACCGACGGGAGAGGGCGCAAGCCCAGCAAAAACGAAAGGCGGCGAACACGAAGGCGGCCGACAACAAGCGGCGGCGACUCGACGUCGCUGUCGGUGUGAGCCAAAUCAACGCAGCGAAGAAGCAAGACGCUUGGCAACGCCACAAAGCCGCAAAGGAGCAGAAGGAGAAGUACGUGCAAGUGUGA